AUGAAUCUGAAAGAAAAGUGUGGGCAAAACGGGAGCCUUGUAGGGAGGAGUCAGCCACACCUGGGUGAGGAGCAUCAGGAACACGAGAAAGCUGUGGCAAGUGCAGGGGCUGAGGUCUAUGUGAAGCAGGAGGCAAAUGGGAAGCAAGAAAUUCCCAGCAAAAACCUCAACAUGUACACCUGGCAGGAGAUCCAGAGACACAACCAGGAUGCCGACCAGUGGCUGGUCAUCAACCGCAAGGUUUACAAUGUCACUUCCUGGGCAAACAGGCAUCCAGGUGGGCGCCGGAUCCUGAAGCACUAUGCUGGGGAAGAUGCCACGGAUGUCUUCAAGGCUAUACACCCAAAGCUUGAUGUUGUCCAGUUGUACCUUAAGCCACUGCUCAUUGGAGAGCUUGCACCAGGAGAGCCCAGCCAGGAGAGAAACAAAAACUCUGAGUUGGUGAAAGAUUUCCAAGAAUUGCGGAAGACAGUAGAGGAUAUGAAGAUGUUCGAUGUCAACCGGGCGUGGUUCUUCCUCCACUUAGCCCACAUCUUGAUUUUGGAAUUCCUGGCUUGGCUAACAGUGUAUCAGUUUGGCAGUGGCUGGUGUGUUACAAUAUUCAUUGCCUUUCUGCUCACAAUUUCCCAGGCACAGUGUCUAUUUUUGCAGCAUGAUGCAGGGCACAAUUUCAUAUUUAAGAAAUCCAAGUGGAACCAUGUGUUGCAAAAUUUUGUGAUGUGCCAUCUCAAGGGCCUGUCAGGAAAGUGGUGGAAUUACGCGCACUUCCAACAUCAUGUAAAAACAAAUGUCUGCCCCAAAGACCCAGAUGUCAACAUGGCUCCGCUUUUUCUGCUUGGAGAUUUGCAACCUGUCCAGUAUGGCAAGAAGAAAAUCAAAUACAUCAACUAUGAAAAGCAGCACCUGUACUUCACCAUGGUUGCACUCCCCUUCCUCGUGCCUGCACAUUUAACAAUGAAAUCCUUCCGCAUGAUAUACUUUAGAAGAGACUGGGAGGACAUCGCCUGGGUUAGCAGCUUUUACAUCCGACACUUCAUCUCAUUUGGCCCUUUCUAUGGAAUCUUCGGAACCCUAUUGCUCAUAUAUUUUGUCAAGUUUCUUGAAAGUCCCUGGUUUACAUGUGUUACCAUGAUGAGCCACUUACCAAUGAAAAUAAGCACAGAGGAGAACCGGGACUGGCUCAGCACUCAGGUAUUGGGAACCUGUAAUGUUGAACAGUCCUUUUUCAAUGACUGGUUCACUGGGCACCUGAACUUCCAAAUCGAGCACCACCUGUUCCCCACAAUGCCUUGCCAUAAUUAUCACAAAGUGGCACCUCUGGUGAGGUCACUGUGUGCCAAGCACGGAUUGCAGUAUGUGAAUAAGCCCCUGCUGAAGGCGUUCGGUGAUAUUUUCAGGUCUUUGAAGAAAUCCGGAGCUCUCUGGAAGGCUGCUUACUACGAAACAUGA
Messenger RNA from Microcebus murinus (gray mouse lemur), 1449 nucleotides. Its product is annotated as fatty acid desaturase 2-like protein FADS2B. NCBI's taxonomy places the organism in Eukaryota, Metazoa, Chordata, Mammalia, Primates, Cheirogaleidae. Gene Ontology annotation, biological process: lipid metabolic process. Gene Ontology annotation, molecular function: oxidoreductase activity, acting on paired donors, with oxidation of a pair of donors resulting in the reduction of molecular oxygen to two molecules of water. The record is from RefSeq and is a predicted model, not a curated record. Gene Ontology annotation, cellular component: membrane.